GAUGGGUCGCGUGCCUCCUCCGGGUUUAGUUAGGGCAAGGAGGCGGGAGGCGGUGAGAAGAUCUGCAACAUUUGCUGGUAAGUCACCCUUGAGCAUGUGGUUGAUGAGGGAGUGGAGCGUGGUCGCGACGGCGGGGUUGGCGAGAGCUGCGUCACGAAGAUGCUCGAACGUCGUGCCCGAGGGUCCUGCACCAACGCCGUUUUCGCAGGUACGCAGUAACUUGUCGAAAUUUUCGCGCGGGAUUUGGACCGCGGCGCCAAUGUCGUCCUCAGAUGGCCACGCAAUUGACUCGGUCAACGCUGCCGCCACACUCCGCCGCUUUGGGCACUUGGGGACGGCGACGGGGGCGGUGGCGAGAAUGCUCGCCGUAGCGCACUCUGCGCUGCGUGGCACGGGGAAUCCAUGGGCGCUUCCCCACAUGUCCCUCCAGAACUGCUCAGACUCAUCAGAUGAACUGAUGGUUCUCUUUGGGCGAGUGCUGCCAGCGCCCGCCCCGGGAAGCGGCAUGGACCGCGGGGUUGUCGCAGCAAUGAAAGCAAUUGCGGCGAGCCUCCACUCGGCAUCAACCGUAGAUCAUGUUGGCGCCUGCGUGUUAGUGUUGCAAUGCGUGGAGCGGCUUCUGGCAGGAUUGUUGGCGACGGCGGGGGAGGAGGACGACGAGUGAUCGGCACCCUCCGAUGAUAGGAGCCAGCACGAGCCCUGGUGGACUCCAGCCAUGGCUUGCGAGUAUCCUGCCUGUCUGCCCUCCAGCAACUCACUGCACACCUUCGGGACCACCUUAGAGAUGGCGAGGCUAGUAAGAAGGCAAUAAUCCACGCCCCUGCGGGGAAGGCUGCUUCCAACAGUGAUACAGGGAGGUCAAGGGAUAGUAGCAAAGCCUCGAUAGCGCUCAGCGAGAAACGUGGUGGGCGUGGUGAACGACAAGGAGAAAGUGGCGUGGAGCUGAAGGGCAUGGCUGAGCGGUUGGACUUGCUGAUUGGAUCGAUGACAGGCUAAGAUAUCAUAACUCAGUCACUAACCACUGAGUUAAAAGAGCUUGUUACCGGUACCAUCAGCGCCCGGAUAGAAGACCUGUGGGUCUUAUCAUAUCAAUCUUCACGAUUUUUUAAAAAGUCAUACAUGGGAAAAAAACACCAACUUGGGUGUCUUAUAAUCGGAAUUUGUAUAUGCUUGUUUAUGAAAUACAUG
Molecule: messenger RNA, 1188 nt
Organism: Closterium sp. NIES-67
Lineage: Eukaryota; Viridiplantae; Streptophyta; Zygnematophyceae; Desmidiales; Closteriaceae
Source: the annotation of a GenBank genome assembly